UUGACCAACGAUUUAAUUACACUUUCAGGCUGAGGUUUUAGUGCUUUCUCAGGAGAAAACAUCAGCUAAAAACCAUGGUGGCUUUAGGCCCCCAAGCCACACAUUUGACUGUCACUCAACAGUUACCAACACGUAAACAAAUAGCUUUCAGCAACGUUCUCCGAUGUGGGAUUGCAGAGCCGUCAGGGGAGCCAGCUCCAUUGGGACAAAAAACAAAAUACAAAGAUGGGUUGUUUGAGAAGUCGUUUAUGGGCCUUUUCGCCCGCAAGAUGGAGAGGUUCGCGGCUGCACCGAAAGCCGGAACGGUGCCGGAGAAGGGGGUUUUCGACUAUGACUACGAGAGCUUCGUUGAGGUUUCAAAGAGGGUAAUGCAAGGGAGGACCCGGUUGCAGCAACAGCAAGUGGUCCGACAAGUGCUCUUAUCCAUGCUCCCUCCAGGCGCACCUGCUCAGUUUAGGAAAUUGUUUCCACCAACACAAUGGGCGGCGGAGUUCAAUGCGGCUCUUACAGUUCCAUUCUUCAACUGGUUAGUUGGGCCAUCUGAGGUGGUGGAAGUGGAGGUAAAUGGUAUAAAGCAAAAAAGUGGAGUUCAUAUUAAGAAAUGCAGGUACCUAGAGAACAGUGGGUGUGUUGGGAUGUGUGUGAAUAUGUGCAAGAUUCCAACCCAAGAUUUCUUUACCAAUGAGUUCGGGCUUCCAUUAACUAUGACUCCAAAUUUUGAAGACAUGAGUUGUGAAAUGGUGUAUGGACAAGUACCACCAGAUUUCGAAGACGACCCAGCAUCUAAACAGCCUUGUUUUGCUGAAAUCUGUUCCCUGGCAAACCCCAACUCCAGUGUCUGCCCCAAAUUACAAGCAUGAGAUGAUACUUCCCCGCCUUACUUCUCUUUCA
Molecule: messenger RNA, 891 nt
Organism: Hibiscus syriacus
Lineage: Eukaryota; Viridiplantae; Streptophyta; Magnoliopsida; Malvales; Malvaceae
Product: beta-carotene isomerase D27, chloroplastic
Exons: 6
Coding region: 75-860 (261 amino acids)
Molecular function (GO): iron ion binding
Source: RefSeq, a predicted model, not a curated record